AUGGAAAAUCCAAAAUUAUUCUACAGCUACAUAAGAAGCAGCACACGAAAGAGAGAUCCAAUCCCCCUCCUGAAGACAAGCGGAGACGUAGAGAUUAGUGAGGAUGGAGAAAAAGCUGAGCACUUUUCACAAUUUUUCAAAUCCAUCUUUACUAGUGAAAGUUCAUUUACUCCUCUCGACUACGACUUCGAUGAGGGUCCAAAAAUUGAGUCUGUAUCUUUUGAUGAAGCGACGGUUCGCAAAGAGCUAAUGACGCUAAAUGAGUCGAAAUCACCAGGUCCAGACGACAUACCGCCUAAGUUACUUAAGGAGCUCGCUGCCGAACUAGCCAAACCAUUGUCCAUACUUUUCCAAGCCUCGUUCGAAGCCAACUGCUUGCCCGCCGACUGGAAAUCUGGGCGGAUCACACCACUGUAUAAAGGAGGCAGCAAGGCCUCUGCAAACAAUUAUAGGCCAAUUAGCCUCACCUCCAUCUGCUGCAAACUCAUGGAGAAAAUAAUCAAGCGAGAGCUGAUGCGCUUCCUAGAGCAGCAUAAUUUAUUAUCUGAUGCGCAGCAUGGGUUUCGUAGUGGCAGGUCUUGCGUGACUAACUUGCUCAACGGUUUGGAACGUUGGACUCGGUCAGUUGAUGAAGGCAAUGCGCUGCAUGUAGUCUAUAUCGACUUUAAAAAGGCAUUUGAUAGUGUCCCACAUCAGCGACUCCUGCACAAACUGAGCCGAACAGGCGUUAGGGGUAACCUCUUAAAAUGGAUUCAAAGCUUCCUAUUAGACCGUUUUCAAACUGUCCAUGUCGGUGGCCAGAAGUCGACGGAAGUUGCCGUUGAAAGCGGUGUUCCCCAAGGCUCAGUUCUUGGUCAUACUUUGUUCAUCAUUAACGUCAACGAUUGCGUGAGUGGACUGGAUUGUGGUGUCGCCAUGUUUGCGGAUGACAUUAAGCUCUGGAGCGUCAUUCGAACUGCAGAUGACGAAGAGCAUCUGCAAGCGAACCUAAACCGACUCCAACAGUGGUCAAAGGUCUGGCUUAUGCCGUUCAACGAGAAAAAGUGCAAUAUCCUACGAGUCGGCAGAGCUUGCUCUCCGAACCAUAUGGCCUACUGCCUAAACGGUAUACCACUGCAAGAAGUGGACUCGCAGAAAGACUUGGGAGUAUGGAUUACGACCUCGCUCAAACCCUCGCUGCACUGCACGAAGAUAGCCAAGUCUGCAAUGUCAGUCCUCUACCUUGUCAAGCGGGCUUUCUCUGCCUUUGAUGAAGACUGCUUCGCUAAAGUCUUUCGAACUUUUUGCGUCCGCAACUAG
This is a messenger RNA of Spirometra erinaceieuropaei, 1299 nucleotides long. The record is from the annotation of a GenBank genome assembly. Lineage: Eukaryota; Metazoa; Platyhelminthes; Cestoda; Diphyllobothriidea; Diphyllobothriidae.